Molecule: messenger RNA, 2118 nt
Organism: Meriones unguiculatus (Mongolian gerbil)
Lineage: Eukaryota; Metazoa; Chordata; Mammalia; Rodentia; Muridae
Gene: Rd3
Product: RD3 regulator of GUCY2D
Exons: 3
Coding region: 366-953 (195 amino acids)
Source: RefSeq, a predicted model, not a curated record
AAUACUGCUGCAGGCCAAGAGGCUUAGGUGGGUCUCCAUGACAACCGCUGCUGGCCUGCCUCCAGGGAGCUGUGGCUCAGCUCUAGGGACAAACACACACUCUGCAAACAGCGGCCCAGCGGGCUCUCUCCUCCAGUAAAACUUCCUGGAGAGGAAGCCCAGGAAGCACAGGAGCGGCCAGCAGUGGAAGAGGCAGAGGGAGGCUGAGGAUGGAGCUCGCCCUUCCUCCCCUGCCGGUUUUUAGCCGCCAAACAUCCUACUUUCUCUAGAAAAGAUCAAGGCUCUCUUCUCCCAGACUGGGGAGCAGAAAGCAGGACCCUCACAGUGACAGUGACAGCGCCCCGAAGGCGGUGGACCUCAGGACCAUGUCCCUCAUCCCUCGGCUCCGGUGGAAUGACCCCCCGCCGCGGCUGUCAGCCCGGAGCCCGGCCGAGAUGGUGCUGGAGACCCUCAUGAUGGAGCUGGCCGGGCAGCUGAGGGAGGUGGAGAGGCAGCAGAGGGAGCGCCGCCGCGCGGUCAAGAAGGUCUGCACGGGCGUGGACUACAGCUGGCUGGCCAGCACGCCCAGGCCCUCCUAUGACCUGAGCCCCGCGGAGCGGCUGCAGCUGGAGGGCGUGUGUGCCCGGAUCCACCCGUCCUACUGCGGGCCUGCCAUCCUCAGGUUCCGGCAGCUGCUGGCCGAGCGCGAGCCGGAGGUGCAGGAGGUGGCCCGGCUCUUCCGCUCGGCGCUGCAGGAGGCCCUGGAGAAGAUGAAGCAGGAGGAGGAGGCCCACAGGCUCACGCGCCAGUGGAGCCUGCGGCCCCGCGGCAGCCUGUCCUCCCUGAAGACCCGCGCCCGCAUCGCGCCCGUCGCCAGCGACAUCCGCACCAUCUCGGAGGACGUGGAGCGCGGCGCGCCGCCCCCGCCGCGCACCUGGAGCAUGCCGGAGUUCAGGGCGCCCCAGGCCGACUGACCGCCGGCGGCCACCUGCGGAGCGGUGCUGGAGCCUCCCCACCCGCCCAGACCCGGCCAGCACCGCCCACCCCAGAGGGCGCGGACUGGCCUCCAGACCAGUCCCUGCUCCUGCCUGAUAGUGACACCAGCGGGCUCCUCCCCAUCUCUUCCCACGGUCCGGAACAGGGAACAAGUGUCUGUCCCUUUGACAAGGCCUGCAUCCUUGCCCCAACUUCCGGGAUGCCCCAUCUAUCCUACCCAUUCAGGGCACCUUUGCUGAUGACACUCACUGCAAGGGAACCCAGCCUUGGGGUCCAGGACUGCUGGUGGGGGCCACAGAGACUGUACGACCCUCUGUCCAGCCAGCGAGUGAAGGAUGGAGUUUUCUCGGGGUCUCGCUGCUUUUGCCUUAACUCUGAUGCGUCCAGCGUGGGCUGUUCCUGCCUCCGAGUCCUUGAAUACCGGGUUAUGACGGGGCAGGACCAAUGACUGUAUCUCCAACCGCUGCGGUCUUACCCGUUCCUUACCACCGCAUGGGUUAGGGUGGUUAGGUAGGGUCAUCACGUGGAGUCAGGGCUUAGAAGCCUUCAGACCUCCUGCUGGAGCCGAGGCCUCUGAAGUCCGGGGAUCCUCCUGUCCACACCUACUCUCCAGCUUUCUCUAGGAAGUGAGGUCACCUCUAACGCCUGAGCAAACCAGUCCCAGGCAUCUUCCUGCUCUAACCGAUGGCACUAGCCCACACACUCUAGGGUAGAAGUGGGGUUCAGGGGAGAGUGUGUCCCCAGUACCCAGAAAACACAAGUGAACCUUUUAAUAGCCUAAUAAAAAUCUCAGGGGAGGAAAAUCAGCAGGUAAUGCAAGUAGUCCCCGGCUCAGUGGGAAGUCUCUGCCUUACCUCUCCUCUUUCUUCCUUCCUUGCUUCCUUCUUUCCUGCCUCCCUCCUUCUACUCCUCUUUCAAGACAGGGCCUCUUUACAUGGCUUGCUGGUUAACUGAUUCUCCUGCUUUAGCCUCCUGAGCGCUGAGGUACAGAACGGGUAUUUCUCUUAAAUGACCUGGUUUUGGUACAUCAAUGGCAUCUGGAUAGAAUGAGAGGAUGACACAAUCGUCUUAGCCACCGCUGUCAGGAUGAAGGAGCUGAUUGGCUCGUUAGUAUAAUCACUUCUAAAUAAAAACACCUUUCAU